Molecule: messenger RNA, 1669 nt
Organism: Sarcophilus harrisii (Tasmanian devil)
Lineage: Eukaryota; Metazoa; Chordata; Mammalia; Dasyuromorphia; Dasyuridae
Gene: GMPPA
Product: GDP-mannose pyrophosphorylase A
Exons: 11
Biological process (GO): biosynthetic process
Cellular component (GO): cytoplasm
Molecular function (GO): transferase activity
Source: RefSeq, a predicted model, not a curated record
CCCCAGCCCCUGCCCCCCGGGGGGCCCCAGGUCCUGGGCCGGAGGGGAGCCCAAGGACCUUUACCUCCCCCAGGGACAAGAUUCCGGCCUUUGUCUUUUGAGGUGCCCAAGCCGCUCUUUCCUGUGGCGGGAGUCCCCAUGAUCCAGCAUCACAUAGAGGCCUGUGCCCAGGUAAUGCCCCCAAGCAGUGAGACCCUGCUCCCUGUGCUGGGGCCCCCUUUUCCACGGGUUCUUGGGGCUGCCCCAAGGAAUUCCCCCCCAGGGGUGGGGGGAGGGGAGGUUUCCUGGCCCGGGGGUCCCCCUGCCGGGGUUGUCACCCCAGAAAAGAGCCGAGUUUUUGGACCGAAAGAGGGGUGGGGGAGUCCCAGGGGGGGGAGACGGGGACACAGGCCCAAGGGAGUAGGGGGUUCUUACCAGAGCUCAUUUGGGGGGUCUGGUCUUCCGGGCUUCAGGUACCUGCAGGAAUUUGCCCCCCUAGGUACAGGAGGGUCGAUAUUUCCCGAACCAGAUCCGGCCGGGGUCCCAAAGCCUUCUUGCCUUAAGGAUGUCUGCUCAGACUUCCCCCUGGGCGCUAUGCUAGAAGCCCACAGACGGCAGCCUCAUCCCUUCUUGCUCCUAGGCACCACGGCCAACCGGACCCAGUCCCUUAAUUAUGGCUGCAUUGUGGAGAACCCAGAAACUCACGAGGUUUUGCAUUAUGUGGAGAAACCGAGUACAUUUGUGAGUGACAUCAUCAAUUGUGGCAUUUACCUCUUCUCACCAGAAGCCCUGAAGCCCCUUCGUGACGUCUUCCAGCGAAACCAGCAGGACCGGCAAUUCUGCCUUGAUCUGGGGGACGGCUCUUCGGGCAGCUGGCCUGGGGCAGGGACCAUCCGGCUGGAGCAGGACGUGUUCACAGCCCUCUCUGGCCAGGGCCAGAUCUAUGUCCACCUCACCGAUGGGAUCUGGAGCCAAAUCAAGUCUGCAGGCUCUGCCCUUUAUGCCUCUCGCCUCUAUCUGAACCGGUACCAAGUAACUCACCCUGAGCGGCUGGCCGAGCUCGCCCCCGGAGGCCCCUGCAUCCGAGGAAAUGUUUAUAUCCACCCAACGGCGAAGGUGGCUUCCUCUGCAGUGCUUGGUCCUAACGUCUCCAUCGGGGAAGGUGUGACUGUAGGGGAGGGGGUCCGACUCCGAGAGUCCAUUGUCCUCCAUGGAGCUACUCUGCAGGAGCACACGUGUGUGCUGCACAGUAUCGUGGGCUGGGGGAGCACAGUGGGGCGAUGGGCCCGAGUGGAGGGCACGCCCAACGACCCCAACCCUAACGACCCUCGGGCCCGGAUGGACAGCGAAAGCCUUUUCCGGGACGGGAAGUUGCUUCCAGCCAUCACCAUUCUGGGCUGCCGGGUCAGGAUUCCCGCUGAGGUGCUGAUCUUGAAUUCCAUUGUGUUGCCACACAAGGAGCUGAGCCGGAGUUUCACCAACCAGAUCAUCCUCUGAAAGGGGGGACUUGGGGAAGGAUGCCCCCCCCCCCGGGAGCCCGUUGCCCCGGCUGGCUCUUGUCUCUGGACAGGAAGGAGUUGGUUGAAUUGGACCUUCAGCUGACUGGUACUCUGGGGGUGGGAGAUAUGUGGGUGGCCAGGGCGGGCCUCCCUCUCCAUCUCCCAAUAAACCCUGAUGAACCUUGGAGCCA